Boleophthalmus pectinirostris (great blue-spotted mudskipper) is the source of this 2595-nucleotide messenger RNA. It is a transcript of the gene gdpd5a, whose product is annotated as glycerophosphodiester phosphodiesterase domain containing 5a. The coding region runs from base 350 to 2107 and encodes 585 amino acids. The transcript is spliced from 16 exons. Gene Ontology annotation, biological process: positive regulation of neuron differentiation; lipid metabolic process. Gene Ontology annotation, cellular component: plasma membrane. The record is from RefSeq and is a predicted model, not a curated record. NCBI's taxonomy places the organism in Eukaryota, Metazoa, Chordata, Actinopteri, Gobiiformes, Gobiidae. Gene Ontology annotation, molecular function: glycerophosphodiester phosphodiesterase activity.
UACUUUGAUUUGAACUCUUCUGAGCGCUCCGUCCGUGCGUCUUUUCUCGACUUUCUAUGAAUUUACGCCACAAUUUGGACUUCACUGCGCGUGCGUAAAGACGUCUCAACAGGUCCCCGCUGUCCACGUGAAAAGUGGGCUCAUGUUGGCGAUUGUUGUGCACUAGAGGGGCUGCCGUGGAUCACUUACAGGAUCACCAUAUGAAACUUCGAGCUGUGAGAAGACGCCUUGAUGACAUCGUCCAGUGAAGGUUAAUUCAUUGGACUGAAGAAAUACCGUCUUUUGUGGAGCUAAGGUUUGGUGUGCAGUGUGGGAUGCUGACAAACCAGUGGUGCGAGGCUGAAGGAGCAUGGUGAAACACCAACCCUUGCAGGUCUAUGAGAAGCAGAUCUUCUUGUCCAUAAUCACUGGCAUCUAUGGUUGCCGCUGGAAACGCUACCAGCGUUCCCAAGACAACACCUCCAAGUGGGAGUGUUUAUGGUUCACCAUCCUGUGUUGCUCCUUCUUCCUCCUCCUCUUUUGGACAUACUUCUGGUUUGUGGCACAAAAUGACUUCAACGACUUCAAUUGGUCAGUGUAUAACCGCACUGGUGAAUGGACAGAUGAGACCAUUCCCAUCGCGGCCUCUACCUCUGUGGGCAUCAGCUACAUUACAUUCUUAGUGAUUUUAGCACUCUUCCACAUUUCCCUCGGUCAGCAACUCAAUCUUUAUUGGGUGCACAAGAUUGGUGUGUUAGCGACAUUAGCCACCACUAUCUCUGGAGUGGUGUCUGUGGAUGACAUUUGGGGAGAUGAGUGGGAGAUCCUGUUUAUUUCAUUGCAGGCCACUGCACCUUUUCUACACAUUGGCGCCUUGGCAACAGUCACCGCAGUGGGCUGGUUGGUCGCUGGAUACGUGGUCCGUAGACAGAGAUCCAAUUUCCAGAUGAUGGUUCUGGUGGUGUACUUUGCCAUCCUGGUUGCCCUGUAUCUGGCCCCGCUCUUGUUUACCUGCCCCUGUGUCAUGGACCGCCACAACCUCAGAGAACGGCCUGAAAUCAUCGGACGAAGAGGAGCUCCUAUGCUGGCUCCAGAGAAUACCAUGCUGUCCUUCAAUCGAGCGCUCCAGCAGGGGGCGACCUCCCUGGAGGCUGACGUCACCAUCAGUGUGGAUGGCGUUCCCUUUCUUAUGCGAGAUCGCACUUUGAGGCGAACCACAGAUGUGAGAAAAGUCUUUCCUUCCAGAGAAUAUGAAGAUGCUUCGUUCUUUAACUGGACAGAGAUACGCACUCUCAAUGCUGGCCAGUGGUUCCUAGAGAAUGACCCCUUCUGGACAGCUGCCUCCCUCACAUCCAAGGACAGAGUGAGAAUAGAGAACCAGACGGUGUGCACCCUAGUGGACAUGUUGAGACUUGCAGCACGAGCAAAUGCCUCUGCUCUGUUGAAUAUCCGUAAGCCCCCUGCCCAGCACCCCCGCGCCCGGAGCUGGUUCAUGGACACUCUGUGGGCCGUGCAGAAGGCAGCCAUCCCCACCAAGAGGGUGAGGACUGUGACUUGGAGCCCGGACAGCGACAGGGGGAGGGUGCGGGGCUUUCAGCAGACCGCCCAAGAGAAGCUGUCACUGCAAGAAAUGAGGCAGAGGGGAAUUACAAGCCUGACCCUCCACUACAGCAAGGCCAACCACAAAGACAUACAGGAGUAUCUGGCCAACAAUGUGAGCGUGACCGUGUACCCGGUGAAUGAGGCCUGGCUCUACUCCACGCUGUGGUGUAGUGGGGUGCCUUCUGUGUCCUCUGAUGCCCCCCAAGUUCUGCGAAAGGUGCCUUACCCCAUCUGGCUCAUGAGCCAGACUGCUUACUACUUCAUCUGGAUCGCCUCAGAUCUGUUGUCACUCGCAGUCGUCCUUGUGAUUUUCUCCUUUCAGAAGUGGAAGAUGAGUGGGAUCCAGAACUGUAACCCUGAGCAGAUCGUGCUAAAUGCAGUCGGACGCCCACAAACCCGAGAGGUCAACAUCAUGAAAGAGAAACUCAUAUUUUCAGAGCUCAGUAAUGGACAUGCCAGUGCGGAGGAGAUUUCCCUUUAUCCUGAAAAUGGAUAUGCAAGCUACUCUCACGGAGGACUGUUGUAAGACAUCACUGCGUGAAAUUAAAACAUACGGAGUGGAGUUAUGGACACUGUCAAACCUAAAAAUCUAUGAAACUUUUUACUGUAUUAUUUUGAAAUUACAUAAAAAUGCCAUUGACCAGUUUAAAUGUAUUGUUUUAAAUGUACCAUCAGGAUAUAAGCAGUGUUUGACCACAUUUCACUUUGGAUGUUACCAAAAUUCAUGUUUUUAAUUUUAUCUGAACACUACUCCCUAUUACUCACAAUGAACUCAGCGUGAAGAAGUGCGGUGUUUUGUACAUGAACAUUUCUUUCUUUUUACCUGUGUUUUCCUUCAAGAGCUUUGAAUCCAGCAUUGUUAAUAUGCUUCUUGAACAACUGAUUUAUUUAAAGAUAGUAUUGUUCACAUGGUUGCCUUUUUGCUAAUCUUGUACUACUGUAUAUUGGGAGUCACAUGUUAUCUGUAGCUUCAGGUUUCUUAGUUUAAAAAUAAGCUCUGUAUAAUUUUAGAUA